AUGAUCACUGGACUGGCUGCUGUGGUUCUACUUCGUACAGUGUACCUGAUUCAGACUGCAGAGGUUUCUCACCAGAUGUCUUUGACUGAGGUUGAAGUUGGUGGAAAUGUUACUCUUCAAUGUCCAGUUUCUGCGACAGAUGGCAAUUUUUUUUACUGGUACAAGCAGUCUCUUGGACAUAUGGUUCAAACAGUUGCUUCUGUAAUUGUUGGCAAAUUAACAGUUGGUGAACAAGUUUCACGGUUCACAUUAACACAAGAGGAUUCUCAGUAUUUUCUUACCAUCAGAAAUGUCAACAAAAUGGACGAAGCAACAUACUUCUGUCAGAUUGGCACAGCGUAUUUACAGAGUUUGGUCAGUGUCACCUUCUUGGCUGUGAACGAUUGUAAUCAGCAGAAAUCUUUCUACGUGAAACAAAGUCCAGAGACUGAGUGGGUCCAGCAGGGCGAACCAGUGACUCUCCAGUGUUCAUUUCUCCCCAAGAACAAAGAAAACACAGCUCAGUGUCCAGCUGAACACAGUGUGUACUGGUUCAGAUCUGGAUCAGGAGGAUCUCAUCCAGACGUCCUUUACACUCACAGUGAUGAACAAGAGGAAAGAAGUUGUGUCCACAGUCUGUCCAAAACUAUACAGGACUCCUCUGAUACUGGGACUUACUACUGCGCUGUGGUCACAUGUGGACAGAUCCUGUUUGGUGAAGGAACUAGAGUGGAGACAAGUCACAUAUUAAGAGAAGCCCCUGGCUGCAGCCUGCAGUUCGGGGCGGAGCUCAACGGACGUUGA
This is a messenger RNA of Centropristis striata (black sea bass), 783 nucleotides long. RefSeq lists its product as uncharacterized. Gene Ontology annotation, biological process: response to bacterium. The transcript is spliced from 4 exons. Bases 1 to 783 code for a protein of 260 amino acids. The record is from RefSeq and is a predicted model, not a curated record. NCBI's taxonomy places the organism in Eukaryota, Metazoa, Chordata, Actinopteri, Perciformes, Serranidae.